AUGGGACUGACCAGCUCCCUGCUGGCCAGGUCAGGCGGGAAGCAUGCUUCCGGAGACGCUGUGGUUGAGUCUUCCAACCUGAACAAAGGCUCCGCUCGAGACUGCUCUACCAGAAAGAAAGCAGAUGAUUUGAAUGAAUAUGGGGUGACUACAGGGAAGGGCGAUGAGCCAAUCCGGACAGCCCCUCCCUCGGUGGUCAUUCCGUGGGUUCUGAGUGACGUGGUUGACUCGUUAAGCGAGACGGAUGGUUUGAGGAGAGGCGUCACGUGGGAGCAGCAUGCAGCCCGGUUGCGGGUCUGCUGGCAAGAGUACGGGGCCGAGUUUCCAAAGGAGUUUGCGGGGGCGCUAACCGGCUGCUUGGAAACAGGUGGCAAUGGAGAUCAGGUUGCAACUUUCCUGUUGGAUAUCUUUGCUGGGGAAGCAACCGGGGAGACUGAGAGAAUGCACGUGACAAAAGGGACGAAGGAGCUGUGGCCCUUGGUUUUCAGGAAGUGUCGACAGAGCUUGCUUCGGAAGAGAGAGCCAGACUGGACCUCCAUUCCCGCGAUAGAGUCCCGUCAAAAGAUCCGACAGCUGCUUUGGAAGUUGGAAUCUGUGGGCACCAGCAAGCAGCUGUGGAGCAAAAGGGUCUUCUCCUUUGAAGAGCAAAAAUUUGCAAACAAGAACGCCAAGAGACUGCUGAAAGCAUUGAAGAAACUGGAAAGGGGCCUUGAUCGAGUAGAUAGGGAAGCAAACAAGGUGAUUGGGGAAGCAAAGAGAGUUGCUAUCGAGGCAACCCUUAAGCCGGCGCCUUGGGAAGUGCACGUGGCGUCUGCUCCGCGGGCGUGA
Molecule: messenger RNA, 828 nt
Organism: Klebsormidium nitens
Lineage: Eukaryota; Viridiplantae; Streptophyta; Klebsormidiophyceae; Klebsormidiales; Klebsormidiaceae
Source: the annotation of a GenBank genome assembly